UUUGAGAAUUUCGAUUGACAAAGAUGUCAUUUCGUGCAAUUCCUCGUUUGAACAUAAAGAAGACAUUGCUGUUUGUGUGCGACAUGCAGGAAAAGUUUGCCAAAACGAAUAAGUUUUUCCCGGAGAUUGCUCAAACGGCAAAGCGAGUGAUCGACACCGCAAAAAUACUGGAAAUGCCCAUCAUUGUUACUGAACAGUAUCCACAACGUCUCGGUUCGACAGUGAAGGAACUCGGACUAGAGGACAGCAUUCCUCGAUAUGCAAAAACACAAUUUUCAAUGUGCGUACCGGAAGUGGAGCCACUUCUGAAGGACAAGGAAAGUGCUAUCCUCGUUGGUCUUGAAGCACAUGUUUGCAUUUUGCAUACGACUUAUGGUCUGCUCGAAAAAGGACUGAAUGUCCAUGUUGUAGCAGAUGCAGUGACUGCAAGAACUUUGGUUGAUAGAAAAUUUGCGUUCAAACAGCUGGAGAGAGCUGGAGCCAUUCUGACAACAUCUGAAUGUGUCAUUUUGAGCUUGUUAAAGGAUGCUAAACAUCCUAAAUUCAAAGAAGUACAAAAGUUGAUCAUGACGGAAGCACCGGACUCAGGGCUGCUGGACAUGUGAAAAGCUUAGGUCUUCAUCCCCUUAUGGCCCAAAGGUCCUUCACACAGCUCAAGCACCAAUAGAUAGUAGUUUCCAUUCAAUAAGGACUGGUUGUUUGAUCUUCUCAGCUAAUCUUCUACCUGGUUUGCUUUUCUUGCUUAUAAUUUACUGACAUGCUCAGCACACUCCAUAAAAGAUUAUUUGGCAUCUUUGACAGUGUGAUUAAGCAUGCUGAAUACUUUGUUAUUUCGUUCUGGAAUUGUUUUCAAUAUUUAUACAUGGUCGUGGAAGAUGUUUUUUUUCAGUUUUGUUAUUCUAGUCUGCAAUAAAGUGAUC
This is a messenger RNA of Cylicocyclus nassatus, 920 nucleotides long. Lineage: Eukaryota; Metazoa; Nematoda; Chromadorea; Rhabditida; Strongylidae. The record is from the annotation of a GenBank genome assembly.